Charadrius vociferus (killdeer) is the source of this 2753-nucleotide messenger RNA. It is a transcript of the gene CCSER2, whose product is annotated as coiled-coil serine-rich protein 2. Gene Ontology annotation, molecular function: microtubule binding. Bases 35 to 2572 code for a protein of 845 amino acids. Gene Ontology annotation, cellular component: microtubule cytoskeleton. Lineage: Eukaryota; Metazoa; Chordata; Aves; Charadriiformes; Charadriidae. The transcript has 10 exons. The record is from RefSeq and is a predicted model, not a curated record. Gene Ontology annotation, biological process: microtubule bundle formation.
AGCACCCUUUAAGGACCAAUGUGCCCAACAGCUCAUGGAAGAAAAAAAUCAAAUCAGGACAUCCUUGGUUUCCAGGCUACCGAAAUAUGGAACGAAAACUUUAGGAAGUGUUUUGCAACCUGUGCCAAAUGGGACGGCUGUUAGUUUAGCAGGGAAUAAUGGUGGCAAAAACUUUGGCAAGCACAAUGGCACUGUUCGCAUGUCUUCCUUUUCUUUCAACUGGAAAAAAUCAAAUAAAUAUCAAAUUCAUGAUCAAAACGAGAGACAGACCAACUCUAAACAUAACAGUAAUGAAAAACUAAUUGAUUCUGAGAAGUAUUCUCAUUCUCAAGGAGCAUUGGGUAAUGAUGUGCUCAGGGUGGGUUUGAACAAUACUGCUUCAGUUGCAUCAAAAGCAGCAAAGCAAACCAAUAUGUUUGUAUCUUCUACUGAGGAAUUAAACCCAAAGUCUUUGCCUGGACUCUCUAGUUCAGCAAAAUUUGCCAAAGGUACCCUGUCAGGAAGGACCUCGUACUCUGGACUCAAUGCUCCAAAGUCACAUCUAAAUGGAUUUUAUGGAAAUAGGCCCAUGGUAGGUUUGCAGAGGCCUAGAGCUAAUUCUAGUGCCACAAGGACAAGUUCAGGAGAAAGUCUGGCUCAAUCUACAGACAAUAGCACAGCUUUUUCCUCUGAAAAAAUGGUAAGGUCACAAAGUUUUUCACAUUCCAUUCAGAAUUCUUUCCUUCCCACUGCAUCUUUAACAAGGUCACAUUCCUUUAAUAAAGCUGUGGAUCUUACAAGGCCUUAUCAUAGUCAAAAUCUAGCUGCCAGGACACCUCAGAGAUCGACCUUGUUGUCAAGAAAUGCACGUCAGUUGGAUGUACCCAAUGGAAAUGAACCUAUGAAGUAUGGAUUUACCAGGACCUACUCUGGUAUGUCGACACCUUCAAAGAAGCCCCCAGUGUCAAAUGGAUCUGGGUCAGCACCUUCUUUUGGGUACAGAUUAAGUCGGCCUUCUCUGCUGAAGCCUACCAGCCAGCGAUUUGCUGGGAAUGUCGUUGUGGAUGGCAGCAAAAGUACAACUCCUGACACAUGCACUGUGGACAACUCUGAAAUUUCAGCAAAUAUUACAAGAGCAAUUGAGAAAAACAGUAUUAGAGAGAGCAACGCUCAAAGAACAGGAUCUGAUGAGGGCCUGCAUGAAAGUAUGGGAAAACAUGGGUCAAAAGUCAUGUGUAUGAGUGACGAUGGAGAUGAAAUAUCGAUAUCUUCUUUGUCAUCUUCUGAAAAAAAUGAUUUGAGUGAAGACUUCAGUGAUGAUUUCAUAGACAUAGAAGACCCAAACAGAACUAUACAAAUACAGCAAAAGGAGAAAAGCCUUCAGGAAUUAGAGCACAGGAGCAUAACAUCCAUCGAGCCGUUCACUUCUCUCAAGGAAAGUGGAGGAUCUUGCUGUAAUGCUGAUGACUGGCUUGAUCUAAAUGUGUCUGCAGUGGAUGACAACAGUGAAAGCACAAAGCAUACUGCCGAGAACGUGAUUUCUCCAGAGGUGAAUUACAGAGCUGGGUCCUCUUUUGAGCUUUCUCCAUCUGACAGCUCUGAUGGCACGUAUAUGUGGGAUGAAGAAGGGUUGGAACCUAUUGGAAGUGUUCAUCCAUGUGGAAGUUAUGAGUCGUCAGAAAUGAACAGCAUAGAUAUCUUGAAUAAUCUUGAUUCAUGUGAUCUUGAAGAUGAUGAUCUCAUGCUUGAUGUGGACCUGCCUGAGGACCCGCCUCAUGACAAAGAGGAAUGUGAAAAUAUGAGCCGUUAUGAUAGACAAGACAGAAAUGCUAGGCAACAUCAGGAAGGAUUCUGGAAAAGAGCACCACAACAGCGAUGGAAUACCCAGGAUCACUAUCAUCUUGGCAAUACUGAUCACUAUAUCCAUGGUAAAAAUGAUUUGAACAGGGGAUCGAGCUACCUAGAAUCUCCUAUUGGUCACUUUGAAAGCUAUGGAGCACCAAAUUUUUACCAGGCUCCUAGACAGCUGGUGGGCUUACCGGAGAAUACUGUGAUGCUUGAUGAAAUGACCCUUCGGCACAUGGUUCAGGACUGCACAGCUGUAAAAACUCAGUUACUGAAACUGAAGAGGUUAUUGCACCAGAAUGAUGAAAAUGUGUCGCUCCAGGACAUCCCACUCUCAGUUCCAUCAAGUCCAGAACCACAAGAACCGGAGUCAACUUUUAAGAUGGACGAUCUGCUUAAUGAGAUCAGGCAGCUUAAAGACGAACUGAAGAAAAAGGAUGAAACAAUCAACCAAUUAGAGCAUCAACUUGCCACUAGAUGUAACUGCCAGAAAGACAGUCAGAAACCUACAGGGUCAACGUGCAUGUAUGCUGAUAAAUUUACGCAAACCUCCUGGAGGAGGAGUUCUGGUGGGUAUUCUGCUCCCUCCUUCUCUCCCUGGCAGGGCUCAUUCCAGGGCAUCCCUCGGAGUGUUCCACCGCACCGCAGACAGACCUCAAGUACUACAGCCUUCCAACAGCCUUCCCAGUUCCACAGACCUCGCCCAGGGAAAACUAAUAAAAAUGCCACAUAUCGAGGCCCACAGUGAAUAUCCUAAAUAUGGUCUGCAUGAAAAUAGCAAUCAUCAGAAUCAAAAUGCUGCAAAUGUCUCUCUCAUAAAUAGCCUGAAUGAUGUAAACUCUUUAAUGAGCAUACAGUUAAACAGAAAAGAUGAGAAAGCAUCAUAUUUGGAAAAUUUGAAAAAUAAAAAUACUGAAGAUCCUGGAGAG